Pomacea canaliculata is the source of this 9975-nucleotide messenger RNA. RefSeq names its product SH3 and multiple ankyrin repeat domains protein 3-like. The record is from RefSeq and is a predicted model, not a curated record. NCBI's taxonomy places the organism in Eukaryota, Metazoa, Mollusca, Gastropoda, Architaenioglossa, Ampullariidae. The transcript is spliced from 19 exons. Gene Ontology annotation, molecular function: ionotropic glutamate receptor binding; synaptic receptor adaptor activity. Gene Ontology annotation, cellular component: dendritic spine; postsynaptic density; postsynaptic membrane. Bases 813 to 6161 code for a protein of 1782 amino acids.
AAGCAGCGCGUCCUCGAGCAAUUCUCGUCCAGCGCUUUGUUUCACUUUGGCAUCCAGACAGGUGUUGUGACUGCUGCUACUGCUGCUGUUGCCAGUGUGGUGGGUCUGACGGCGUCAGCACGUGCAACGUGACUGUCACGCACUGGACUUACGUCUGAAGAAGGACUACUUUUUCUUAAUUUGUCGAUUUCGCGGACGGUACUGCUCAAUCGUCUGCUUCUUUUGACGACUUUUACUGCCGUUAUCUGGACUGCGGUGCUUGGUGUACGUGUGAGUUUGACGGACUUUGAUUAACUUCAUUUUGCCGUCAGUCCAUUGAAAGUUUGUUGUUAAACAAUAAUCGGCUGGUGCAGCACCUGGGCUUACCUGGAAGGUCGCCAAAGCCCUCCAACUCUAAGCGAGCUCUCCGCUGUCUCUAUCGGGUCGAGAACGACACCACAAGCUGUUGCUCAGUGAAAUAUAGGAUUCUUCGGGCAAGCGAGGACAAGGUUGAUGUUACUUGGUAGAGAGUAGACAGCCUUCACAAAGGACAGCAGCUGAUGAACAUGAUUAGCAUCCUUAUCACGCUUCACUGCCGUGGACACAGCAGAUUGUGACAAUGAGAGACAUUCAUCAAGACGAUAACACUUCUUUGCCAGACAACACUACUGGCACUGUUUUCAUACGCAUUGCAGUUCCAGAAUUAAAGAACCAGAAAUGCCUGCAGUUCCAACUCGAGGAUACAGUAUGGCAGGCCAAACAGAGAGUUCUUGCAGCCUUUGCAAAGGACCUAAGAGAUGCAUUAAAUUAUGGUCUGUAUAUGCCACCUAUAAAUGGAAGGGCAGGCAAAUUUCUGGAGGAGGAACGAUUUCUCAAGGAGUACCCCCUACAGGGCCCCAUUGGAUUUCUUGGAGUUCAAGUACAAGAAGCGUGUCUACAAGAUGAUGCAGCUAAACCCUCGCAAAUUGAAGCAGCUGCAUUCCAAGUCAAAUCUCAAGCAUUUUCUGGAAUAUGUGCGGGCUGGCAAUGUGGAGAAGAUCAACAAAAUCACCAAUAAGGGUCUUGAUCCAAACUUCCAUGAUCAGGAUAAUGGAGAAACACCAUUAACAGUGGCAGUAACCUUAGGUCGAGACAAAUGUCGGGAGGUGAUUCUCACUCUCAUUAGUGGAGGCGCCCAUAUUGACUUCCGUAACCGCUCUGGAUUGACAGCUAUGCAUCGGGCAGCUAUAGUUGGAAAUGCUGAGGCUAUUAAAACACUGCUGGAUUUAGGAGCAUCACCAGAUUACAAAGAUGCUCGGGGUCUGACCCCACUCUACUACAGUGUUUCCAAUGACACCAGUCAGCUGUGUACUGAGAUGCUGUUACAUGAGCGGGCAUAUGUAGGUACCCAUGACGACCAGGGUUGGUGUGAAAUUCACCAGGCUUGUCGUUAUGGCCGUGUGCAGCACUUAGAACAUCUGCUGUUUUAUGGUGCUGAACUGGAUGUGCAGAAUGCCACUGGAAAUACUCCCCUGCAUGUCUGUGCUGCAUAUAAUCAGGAGGGAUGUGCACGUGUGAUGUUAUUUCGUGGGGCUGACCGUAGCAUCCUGAACUACAGCAAUCAGACAGCUUACCAGGUGGCUGUCAUCAGCAACAAUAUGGACCUUGCUGAUCUCAUCAAGAACCACAAGGAUGAGGAUGUUGUGCCUAUACGGGAGAUGCCAAAAUACAGCAACAGAAGAAAGAUUGGCUCCAUGUCUUCCAGCAUGCGAUCCUUGAUGCGGAGUCGCAGUGAUCCCCGUCUUCAUGCCAGCGUGCUGGAGGAGCAAAUGCUUCUGGCAGCCACAUCUCACCAAAACCUGACCACGCUGGGAGAUUUCUAUGAUACAGCCUCCUACCCAUCCUAUGCCUCUAACAUUUCCUCCCACGGUUACAGCUCGGAUUCCCCAUGCUCGCUCAGCAUCUCUAGUGCCAGUUCUGGUCCACGAUUUAAAGGGACACCAGUUCAAGGGAAAGAAAAGUCAUGUGUACAGAGACAACAGAGGCGACCUCUGUUUAGAGAAAGAAGCUUUUUAUGUGUCAAACCCUUUGUGCCUGAAGACUCAUCAGCCCUUGCCCUCAGGAAAGGAGAGCUUGUCAAAGUGCUGGGCAUGACUGACCAGGGCAUGCUGGAAGGUCGCACUGUGGACGGACGUGAGGGUUAUUUUCCACCAGGCCAUAUUGGAGAGAUUCAACUACAUAGAGCAGGGUCCCUGGGUGAUUUGAUGGAUGGAGACAUGGUGACAAUGCAUCGCAACACUCUGGCAGCUUUGAUACAGACAGAAAGGGCCUAUGCACCACGCACAGUUGUUUUGCGCAAGAGUCCUGAGGGCUAUGGCUUUGUUCUGCGUGGAGCAAAAUCACACACCCAUGUGGGAAACCUCAACUUUCAGCCAACGCCAGAGUUUCCUGCUCUUCAGUACCUUGACAGCGUGGACCGUGGAAGCCAGGCAGAGAGGACAGGCUUGCUGGCCGGAGAUUUUAUCUUGGAGAUCAAUGGAGAGAAUGUUGUACGAGCCUCGCACGAACGUGUGGUGCAGUUGAUCCGCUCGUCUGGAAAUGACCUGGUACUGAAGGUGGUCACUGUGCGACCGGCCAUGGAGCAGCACGCACUGUCCUCAGACUGGUUUAGACAUCAGGAUGGGUCCAUGACUCUUCCUCCACGCAAGAAGCUAGCACCUGUGCCACCGGUACGUGAUCCCCUCACUUCACUAUCAUACAGCAAAGGCACCUCAAAAUCCAUGUCGGAAGGGCUGGCAGAAAUAGAGAAACUGGAUCAGACUAUAGCAGAAUUUGAUCAGCAAAACACAGCUCGACGACACUCUGUGCAUGGUGUAGACUCUGUGAUGUCGUCACCUGGAGAACAGAAGGUAGCAUCAGUGAAAGCUGCUCAUGCCAUCAAGCGGAUGUCAGUGCUAGACAUGGAAACAGAAGAUGCCUCGAUGUCACCAACCAUGCCGGUUAUAUCUGCUGCCAGCGAUCCUCGGUCUGGUGCCAUUUCCAAGAUGAGUCCAUCAGAACUGCGCAUCAAAAAAUACCACAAGAAAACGGGCAGCAACACCAUGGAGCGUUCAAAGAGCACGCCCGAUCUGGCUGACCUUGAGCCUAGUGGUGUAGACACUGUGGUCCACGAGAGGGCUUUUGGUGUGUCAGAGGGUCCAGAACAUGGACGAUCCACCCUGGACAAAGGCUCUGCUACAUGGGGCAAAUCUCACUCAGUCUAUGUGCCAACCAUUCCUGGCAUGGUGGCUUUUGAGAAAUCCAAUUUCCAUCAAGCUGAGGAUGACAGAAGCAGUAGUGGGCUUGGGUCUCCUGAUCUGCCAUCUCGCGCACCAGUGCCGAAACGAAAAGCUCCUUUGCCUCCACCAAAAGGAGAAGUAGUACUUAUCAAUACAAACAGCGGUGGAAGUCAGUCAGUGUAUGCCAACAUUGCAGAGGAAAUUGCUGCCCGUCAGAGGUCUCCUUACGAGUCCAGUUUCAGACCAGGCACCAAUGCACAACUGACAGACAACCCAGUUGUCAUGACACAGUCACUGGAGCAUGCAAAGCUUCAGCAUCGAAAAAGUGCUAGUUUGGGCAACAUCGACCCCAACAGCUUCAGCAAUGACAGCUCCACACCAAGUGGCAAACAGGGAGUGUCCUUUGCUGAAGACAGGGUCUAUGAAACAGCACAAACAUUUAUCAAGAAACACCCCAAUGCCAGGCUUCUGGUAACUGCAGAUGUUCAUGGCGGAAUAGCUGCUCGUGAUCCUUUUCGCCCUCCAGCCGACAGAGCCUUCUAUGAACCUGAACCAGAUUAUGAUGACAGUGAUGAGGACAAAUUAAGGCCUCCUGUAUCUGGCUACAGCACAAUCUCUGCAUCGACAUCCAGUGAGACAGCAUCCCCAGUGGGUUCAUCUGCCAACAGUCAUGCUUACAGUUCAAUGUCACAGGAAAGUAGUGCACCAGUCACGGUCAUAGCUGUCAGCAGAGAUGCUUCCAGACCAUCGGUAGGGAUGGAGAAACCAUACAUAGUGAAGUCAGACACACCAGCAGUGGCUAGGACUGAAGACUGGACAAAGGGCAUUGUUUCAAAGGCAGAUGCAGGGGUCAUGUCGAGUUCCAGCAGCUCUAGAUCUAGCUCCAUGCAGCAAAGCCCUGUGCUAGGGCAGGAACGGAGUGCUCUCCAUGGCAAAGAAAUAUAUCAGCGUGAAGGAGGUAGCAGCAUUGUGUAUGUACAUCACCAGAGUGACGAAGCUGUUUAUCGCCCCUCCCAGUAUUCUGAGCCGCCUCCUCUACCGUCACAGCCUCCACCACCUCUGCCUUCCUCUCAGCCACCACAACUGCCCUUAGAAAGUCCUCCUCCACCUCCUCCUCCUCCACCACCACCACCUCCUGGCAACCUUCCUUUCAUGUUGCCGGGCAGUACCUCUCCAGAGAAACGAGAUCAUCUGAGCAGGUCUCCUGAGAGUCCUUCCUACCAGGCACCUACGAUACCAACCUCAGACAUCUUGGCAGCUGUGGCUUUGCGCAAAGCUCGCCUUGAGACUGAAGGUCCUCGCCUGAUAGAGAGACCAUUCUCAGUGAACCCAACCCAGACUGUGGCUGAACGCAACCAGGAAGCAUUGAAGGCUGCCAUUGCCAAACGAAAGACAAUGCUGGAAAGUUCCACCGACUCAAAUGUGGUACAGGACAUAGAGGCAAGGUUGAACAAGAAUCGAAAACUACAAUCAGCUAAGUUCUUUGGCGGGGACACUUUGCGUAAAACAAAGAAAGAGGAAGGAGAGAACAAAGCAGAGAGUCCUAGUAACAAAGUCAGUGACACCAAAGUUGUUGCCAAGUCUAGUGUCCCUGAGGAAAAGCCAUUGACCAAGUCUCAUGUGGCAGAAGUUUCAGUAAAUCCUAGCCAAGCAAAAGCUGCCGUAGACAACAACAUGGGCAAGCCGAAGGAGAUAAUGCACAAAGUUCCUCCUGGAAAAGUGAACGCUUCCUUCCCUUCUGUAACUGUUGCACCUGCAGCCUCUAUGCCAACAGCAGCGAAGGCUGGGAACAAUAACUACAAGCAGACUUCUGCAGUUUCGACCACUCAUGAGGCUGUCUCAGGUGGAAAAACAUCUGGGCCUACAACACCAGCAACAAAAUCUGCAACAUCGCCUGUUACCACUAAAGCAUCUAACACAAGUCCUGUUGCUAAAACUGGCACCAUCAAUUCCAGCAAUUUCCUAGCCCUGGCUGAGAAGGCUCGUCAGGAAUACUUGCAGAAAAUCAACACAUCAAAAAUUGACACCAGCGGUGGAAGCCCCAAUAUGCCCAAGCUGAUAUCAGCAAGCUCAGCCACUAGCAAGACCAACCAUGCUGUUGCAGUCCAGGUUCAACCAGUGAAGGGCGGUGACCAGCUAGCGAAGAUCUCCAUCAAGGACAAGAUAGCCAACUUCGAAGAUGGAAGCAAGGUAAAAGUUGUGGAAUUGGUUGGGGUGACGGAUGACCACUCCCAUACCGAGGCAACGCUUAGCAAUGGCACGAUCAAACGCAAGGUGGCCAAUGGGAAGGUCCCUGAGGAUCUGGCUGUGGUGGCUCCCCCUACAGGUUUUGCAGACAAUGAUAAGCAGUAUGUGACACAGGUGGACAUCAUUCCACCUCCACCAUCCUUUGGAUUAGAGAGUGUGGAUGUCUAUACUGGUGAUCAUGGCGGGUCAGCUUUUGGCGGUGGUGAUGAUGCUGCCAGCUUUGUGUCUUCUGUGUCAUCAUUAAGCACCUUGUCCAGUGAGCAUGGGGAGAGAGGGGAACUUUCCAAUAAGGUCUAUCACUAUGAGGACCUUGCUGGUCCUCCCCCACCACCGGGUUUUGGGGAUGAAAUGGCUGCCUCCAGCAACUCAAGCAGUGAUAUUGCUGGUACCUUUGUCCCUCCUCCUCCACAAUUUUCAGUGGGCAGGGCACAAAGCCAGGUGGCGUUCCAGACCAAAGGUGUUGAGCAGUGGACAUGUGAUGAUGUGUUGGCCUGGCUGGACAGCCUGGAUAUGGGGCAGUACAAGCCCACCUUUGCCCAGAACAGAGUGGAUGGCCAUCGUCUGCAGUUGCUGGAGCGAAAUGACUACUCCGACCUUGGUGUGACCCAGGUUGGCCAUCGUAUGGCCCUGCAGCGUGCAAUCAAGCGCCUCCUUCUACAAAGCAACUCCAGUAGCUGAGAGCUUCCUCACUUACUUCAAGACACCUUCAAGCGACCAUGCAAUACGCUUUUGUGCCAUUGAAUUCCUGUCAGGAGCCUGCAGAGAUGAUGGUGUGCAGUUUUGUGUGAAUAUGACCGAUAGUUUUCGAUCUGAUGUAGUUCUGUGGAUAUUAUUUAUCAUUCAUUGUCUUACAGCAAGGGAUGGAAAUUCAGGACUUCACAAAUGCUGGGCCAAUUGAGUAAACAGCAAAAGUGAAAAACGCUGUUCAAGGGACUGAUGGUAGGACGUUAAAGAUUGUGGAAGGCUUCAGGCAAUGCCAGCCCACUGAUUUAAAUAGGGCAUGGCAUUUCAUUGCUGUUGUGAUUUGACAGUGACAGGUAUGUGCAUGUACCAAUACAACAGACAAGCUGCAGUGCUAAAACUUAGGCUGUACAUUUACUUGUCAGCAACAAAGGGUCAACCUGUGGUGUAGGACAGCGCUGCAUACAUCUGCGAUGGAAGCUAGUCUGCUUUGUCAGAGUACAUGUAGUCAAGACAGUGGGAAGUGAAAAUAUCUAGUACUUGCUUUCUAAAGCAAAUUCAGGUGUAAUAUUGCAUGGAUAAGCUGGUUUUUUUUUAAAAAUAAUGUGUUAUUUAGAAGUCUUUAUCCAAGGCAGGCUUCACUGUACUUGAGAGGGACUUCUGAUGCCAUUAUAUUGAAAACAUAUCAACCAUUUUAUUGAAUACAUGAGCUUAUAUGCUCACACAUACUGUGGUGGAGCAUUAGUAAUAAUCCAUUCAUGAAAUGAAUAUGCUAAUUAUUUUCUGACAUUUUGGGGCUGAUGUGUGCUUUUGUUACAAGUGCUCUAAAAGUAACCUAUCCCUACUAUUACAAACUGUUUAUGUCUGCUUUGCAAUUUUUUUGUGUAGACGAAAGGGUAAUGAUUUGCACUGAUUAGAUGGAAACAACAGCCACUGGGAUACAGGGUGUAGUAUUGAUUAAAGCUCUGUUUUGAUAGGUCCAAAGAUUUGUUUUGGUUAGUGGGCUUAAACACUUUAUUUUUGUUAGGUAAUUGGUAUACAAGAAAAAAAUCAUGUAAAUUCAGGGUGUUGCAAGGGUGACAAUCCUGCACGUAAAAUGCAGGAGUAACUAAAUGUUACAUAAUCUUAAGUUGCAUGUUUUGCCAUCAAGACUAGCAGACCACGAUUUGCAGUGUCUACCAACUAAUUUUGGUUCUGGCUUGUUUGGACAUCCUUCAGUGCUUGUAGUUUAACAUAUGCUUGAACAUUCCAGCUCUUGUAGUCUUGGCACUUUUCAGAUUGUACCAAUUACCUGUUCCACAAUAACAUGCCAAAAUCAUCACAUAGAAUGUAAUUAUGAGAACAUUAACUCUUUUUUCGGUGUACAUUUCAUCCCCGUCCUCUUGAAACGUUGACUCAUCCCAAAUUUUUACUUUCUUGGAGGCACAUUUCUGCUUUCGGUUAAAACAGUUACUGACACAAAAGCUGCAUUUAAAUAUUAGACAGCAAUACGAUUUUAAAAAUUCUUUUGUAAAGGGGAACUGGAUCAUUGUCCAUAGCUUACUCUAACUGGUGUUGACUGAGUUCCCCAUGCCAUUAGAUAUACCUACGUUUGGUAUGUAUCUGUGAUGUAAAUAUUGGGAAAGUUAUUUAUCUUUGUAUAGCCAGUGUCUGUUAGACAUUGAACUUUGUGCCUAAUCUUGUUAGUCUGUUUAUGUCGCUUGCCAAACAUAUGAUCCAUGGGAGUUUAAGAUAUGUGAAUGAACUGUCAUUCCAUUCCCCUCUUAGCGACCAGAGUCCUAAAGACACCCUUUUUCAGGUUUGUAUCAAAAUGUAUUUUCAUUGUUGAGAAACAUAUCCUAAAUCAGAAUAAUUUUUAAAUAUAUAUAUAUGUUUAACAAAUAUUUAAAUAGUAAACAACUGGCUUCAUUAUGAUUCCUGUAAAAGAUGCUACUGACAAUUGUAAGGUGUGGUGAAGCCACAAAAACAAAUUUGAGAUUAAAAUAUGCAAAAUAAAUACAAUCGUUAAAUGGAGUAACAAUCGCUUUGUGAUAUUGAUAUACGUGUGCUUUGCUGAAUUUAACAUGAUGGGUUUAUCACAUUUUGCUACUAAGUUAGUAGUAAUACGCUUGACUUGUAUUAUUACAUUCUUAAAAUAGCUAAUUAAUAAUUGCUAUUGCAUGGAAAACAGUCUAUUUCAUUUUAAACACAGCUUUUAUUAACUUAAAUCUUCUUGCUUUUGAAAUGGAAAAUAUUUAUAUUUGCAUAUGUAUGACAUAUUUAUGUUUGUUGACUGCAGUGAAAUAUGUUUACUAUUUAAGCAGUUCACUGCAUCAAUAUUUACAUAGAGCAGACUAUGAUAUCAUGUUUCCAUGUUUCUUUCUGUAGCUGAGGUUAUUUUGCUCCUUUCACUAGUUUUUCACUUGAGCUAAAGACAUUGUGAAAGCUUCCUACCAUCAGAAAAUCUCCAUUAACAUUAUAUGUCAAAACUAAGCUUGAAAUUGCCAUCCUAGGUAAUCUGUCAUUCAUUUGGAUAUUUACUUCAACAGUUUAUCUUUGUAGUACAUGUAUCAAUAAGCCAUUGCCUUGCAAAACACACCAAGUACAGGUUUGCAAAUUAAGAUCAGAUGAUUAUUAACAGGGCAGUGAAAGAUGUCCAAAAACUAUCUACAUGUAGAAUGGUCCUGUUUAUGAGUCACUGGUAUUGCAUGCAGUAGCUAAACAUGUUUCCACAGAUCAGUGCAAAAACAAUUAAAACUCUUUGUUUUAGCAUUGUUGUAUUAUUAUCAUGUUUGAAGGCCACUGAGCUCUUCUGGCACCUGUAGCAGGUUUGAACAGCUCAGCACCUUGUUAUAAUGUCCAUCAAUAUUAGUAUGUUUGAAAAAUGCAGACAUAAGCAUCAUGUAUUUAAAGUUCUGAAUGACCCUCUGCUGCAGUUAUUGCUGACUUGGGUCCAGAUUUUUCCUAUUUAUGCAAAGCAUCUUCAUCAAUGAAAAAGUAAUCAACAAAAAAUGUUUUAAACUAACAGCAAAAUAUGUUAUCAUGGGUAUGUUGGCACCAGACAAACAUCACAAAAACGUGGUUAGUUUGAAAGCUGUGUUAAGAGAAAGUAAAACAGUGAUUCAGAAGUUUUGAGAAGAGAAGCGCAUUUUAAAAUCUGCCUUUAUUCAUGAUUUUUAUUUGCAAAACAUGCUUUUGCUCUUUGAUGAAUGAACAGCUAAUUCUCACCUGUUCCUUGCACUGCUUAAAAGGUAAGCAAGCUACCUGAGCAGACGGGUUUUGGGGUAGGGGUGGAUAAGUCAUAAGCAUGUUUUUUCUAAAAUGAUUUAAAGUGCCUGUCUAUGACAAUUAAAAGAUGAACAAGUGGACCUUGCAAAGUCGUAUGUAAUACUCAUUCAUAUGCUCCAAAUAAGCAUAUGAGAUAACCAAAAUUAAAUCUAGAGCACCACUAAACAUUUAAUUAGAUAUUUUUGGGGGGCAGUUUUUAUGUAGAUGACCAUUUAUACUUAGUGGUACUUGCUUGACCUGAUUUUUUUUUUUUUAAAAACAAGGAUCUGCAGAUUUUAAGAUGGUUUUCAUUGUAAAAUAAUGUAUAUAAAAACAAGGAUAUUUUUGUUGUGUGUGAAAUUGUAAUUGGCAUUUGAUCUACUUUUGAAUGUACAUGUGAGCAUAUACAAUGAAAAGAAUGAUAAAGAAAGCUUACUUGUUAAAUUGUUCAUUCCUGGAAAAUGUAAACUUUAUUAAAUAAUGUCAAGAGCAGAUGACAUAUCAAUAUUCUGGAAUCGUAGAACUUUCUGAAAUCUUCUUUCAAUAUUAAAUGAACUGCAAGUUG